ACAUAGAAUUCAACAAUCAGAUAGCGAGAUCAUGUCCAAGGUCACCAACAUUUCGUUCUGUCAGUAGGAAAUUCUAUUACGAAGUGAUAAACAAGCAUGUCGAACAGAGCCCCUUUCCUCUGGGGGCUGGUGCUGCUACUCGCCAGUGGUGUAAGAAGUGAUUACGAGUGUGUUUGUAACUACAACGUCGAAACAGCGGUCCAACCUGAUGCGUCCACUUCCGGCCAGGCUCUCGGAUACAUGUACGAGUUCGACUGUAAGGCCUUGGGAUACCAGUCCACUGUACCUGAUUGGCUAGUAAUUCAGUUUGAACACAAGUACGGAUUUAUCCACAAAGACAGUAACAUCGAGUUACAGACGUGUCCUGGAAAUCCACCUGACUCGGACCAAGUCCACCAAACCACAGCGGAGAUCACCUCUACCACGACUCCACAGCCGACAACUCCACAGCCGACAACUUUAUUGCCUACCACAUCUACAACACCAGAAACAACAACUUCAAUAACAACAACGACAUCAAUGACGACAACAACACAAACUACAACAACAACAACGACACCAACCCCUACAACAGCAACAACAACACAAUCACCUACAACCACAACAAUUCCAACAAGCACUCCAACAACUGCAACAACUACUUCUCCUCCUACUACUACUACAGCACCAAGGCUGACCACCACUCCAAGCACAACACCAACGACAGAAUCAACAACAGCAAUGACAUUGUCGACAGCUUCCGUGGCCUAUGCGUACAAUUGUUCGGCAACACAUUUUAAUUACGCAGCGCAUGAACAUGGGACCCUAUUCACGGUUGGUAGAACAUGCUACGAGAUUGUUCCUGUACAUCACACCUGGUCAUAUGCGGAAUCCGACUGUAAACAGAGAGGCGGCCACCUUGCGCACAUAUCCGACAGUUAUCAUCAAACGGCCGUUUACAACGUGGUCAAGCAAUACCAUGGAGACGAUGUUUGGAUUGGUCUACACGACAAAAACCGUGAAGAACAUUUCGAAUGGACAUCAGGAGAUCCCGUUAAUUAUACCAACUGGAUGCCCGGGCGAAAGGACAUUUUCUUCCACGCAUUCGAAGACUGUGUCAGUUUAAGUCUAGGACAAUAUGCAGGAAGGUGGGAAGAUGAAGAAUGCGGGAACACAUAUGGAUACGUAUGCGAGUUUGCGGCUGUUUUGACACCAGUUGACUCGCAUGCAACACCGGCACCGACAACAUCAUCCAUAAAGGGAGAUAUUAACAUGUGCCCACCGAAAGCCGUAUCCUUAGCACACCGCUAUGGAACACUAUUAGUACAACAUGACAGGAGCUGCUACGAACUGCUGCACAAUAAAGUCACAUGGGACCACGGAGAAGCCCUAUGUCAGCAGGCAGGGGGACAUUUAGCGCACAUUAAUAACGCACAGGAGCAGAAUUACAUACAAUCAUUUAUGAUGGCGUAUAAUCCAACGAAAGCCUUUUGGAUCGGCUUACAUGACAGACAAACUGAGGGACGAUUUGAAUGGACUGCAGGCGACCCUGUGACGUACACAAACUGGAUACCUGGUCAUACCGACAACUUUGUGAGUCACAACGUCGAGGAUUGUGUGGCAUUUGUACCAUACAAAGGGGGAAUCUGGGACGAUAUUCCCUGUGGAUCACAGAGCUUCUUUGGUGGCGACGCUGGAGAGACGCAUCUCUCCCUUUGUGAAUACAACAUCGCAGCCAGUGGAGGUGUGCUAGUUGGACGCUGAAGUCAUAAUACUGUAUUUUCGGUGUUCUGCAUAAUACAUCAAUAAAAAAAGAUUUCCUCAUCA
This is a messenger RNA of Mya arenaria, 1806 nucleotides long. Its product is annotated as macrophage mannose receptor 1-like. NCBI's taxonomy places the organism in Eukaryota, Metazoa, Mollusca, Bivalvia, Myida, Myidae. The transcript is spliced from 11 exons. The record is from RefSeq and is a predicted model, not a curated record. The coding region runs from base 97 to 1743 and encodes 548 amino acids.